UCCGGCCUCCGCAGCCCCCGCCAGCACCAGCACCAUGGCCAGCACCAUGUCCGCCUACAAGGAGAAGAUGAAGGAGCUGUCCGUGCUGUCCCUCAUCUGCUCCUGCUUCUACUCACAGCCGCACCCCAACACCAUCUACCAGUAUGGGGACAUGGAGGUGAAGCAGCUGGACAAGAGGGCCUCCGGCCAGAGCUUCGAGGUCAUCCUCAAGUCCCCUUCCGACCUCUCCCCAGAGAGCCCGGUGCUCUCCUCCCCCCCAAAGAGGAAGGACGCCUCCCUGGAGGAGCUGCAGAAGCGGCUGGAGGCGGCCGAGGAGCGGAGGAAGACGCAGGAGGCGCAGGUGCUGAAGCAGCUGGCGGAGCGGCGCGAGCACGAGCGCGAGGUGCUGCACAAGGCGCUGGAGGACAACAGCAACUUCAGCCGCCAGGCGGAGGAGAAGCUGAACCACAAGAUGGAGCUCAGCAAGGAGAUCCGCGAGGCGCACCUGGCGGCGCUGCGCGAGCGGCUGCGCGAGAAGGAGCUGCACGCGGCGGAGGUGCGCAGGAACAAGGAGCAGCGCGAGGAGAUGUCCGGCUAAGCCCGCUGGACCCGGCCCUGGGCCCCAAGGGGACAAGACACACUGGGCUCUGGCCACGUUAGGUCACCUUUGUCUAGACGCACUUUUGUCCCUGUCCCUCCUCCCCUCCCGCCCACAUCCCCCCCACCCCCGCUUCAGGCUCCUCGGGCACUCGAGCUGUCCAGUCCUGUGUGAGUGGCUGACCACAGGCUCUCCCUGGGGGCCAACUGCCCUUGGCUCAGGCCCGGCCAGCGGUGGCUGGGCCCCUGGGGCCUCUAGUGGGCGGUGACCUCAAUAAACGUAGUAUGGU
Molecule: messenger RNA, 866 nt
Organism: Talpa occidentalis (Iberian mole)
Lineage: Eukaryota; Metazoa; Chordata; Mammalia; Eulipotyphla; Talpidae
Gene: STMN3
Product: stathmin 3
Exons: 5
Coding region: 35-577 (180 amino acids)
Biological process (GO): microtubule depolymerization; neuron projection development; regulation of microtubule polymerization or depolymerization
Cellular component (GO): cytoplasm; neuron projection
Molecular function (GO): tubulin binding
Source: RefSeq, a predicted model, not a curated record